UUGCCAACCAUAUAUACAUACAAACAUAUAUCUCUAUAUCUAUACACAUACCAAAUCUGGUAUUUUGAUAAAUUCAGACCUAAAAAUCCGCCAAAAUCUCCAAUUACCUUUUAUACAGUCCCUCAAUUUCUGUUAUAAACCGUUAAUUUCCGGUUGAUCAUCCUUAAUUCCCAAUUACAGUUUUUGUGAAUUAAAUUAAAUUAAGUUUCUAAAUUCCAAUUAAUUGAUCGGAGAUUUUGUGAAUUAAAUUGGAGGCAUGGAUUGUAGUUCAAAGAUUACGUCAGCAAAACGACGACGUACGCAGCAUCGGCCGGUUGUCGGAUCUCUUCCUGGUGAUUUGUUGAUUGAUGUUCUUGCUCGUGUUGCCUCCGGAUCGUUUACCGAUCUUUUUAAUGCUAAAUUAAGUUGUAGGGACUUUCUUGGUGCGGCGGAAGACGAGUUCAUCUUUCAACAUGUUUCUAUAGAUAAAUUUCCAGUAAUUCAUUGGUUUCCUCCUAGUGACGAAUUGCUUUCGUUCCUAAAUCGAUGCAUUGACAAAGGCAACCCGGAGGCAAUGUUCAGACAAGGAAUGAUAGAGUUCUUUAGUCUGGCAAGGAUAGAAACAGGACUCGAGUACUUGAAACGGGCAACCGAGAAAGGACAUGUGGAGGCGACGUAUGUGUAUGGCAUGAUCUUACUCUCUCGAGGCGGUCAAUCGAGUCAACAAGGUUUGAAUAUUCUAAACUCGAUGAAAGUGACAAGAUCUAACUACUUGAAAUUACGCGAGUGUAGAGCUAAAAUCAAAGCGAUUAUACGCGAAAUGUGGAUCAAUAAUUCGAUUUCGCUAAACGAGGUUUCGUGCAAGUGUCAAGAAAGAAACAUGUUGGGUAUGAGGAAAAGGAAGUUUGAGGAGGAAGAAGAAGUUAUAUGUUGUGAUGUUUGUGGGUGGUAUCUAGAGGUCAUCUCAUUUUGUAAAAUUGUAGACGGUGUCGUUUAGGAUGUUAUGAAGUUGCAUAUUGGUUUUUAGGCCAUUUAGAACUACGAUUAGGUUAAACUAUAUUAUUUAAACAAUUUUCAGUUUCUUAGAAUUUUAUUGUGUAUAAAAUAUGUAGUAAUUUGGUUUUCUAUUUGAAUUUGUUUGAACAAUUCUUCUAUUUGUUGUAGUAACAUACUAAUAUGUGAAUGAUUCUAUACCAA
This is a messenger RNA of Helianthus annuus (common sunflower), 1176 nucleotides long. Its product is annotated as putative F-box protein At1g67623. NCBI's taxonomy places the organism in Eukaryota, Viridiplantae, Streptophyta, Magnoliopsida, Asterales, Asteraceae. Gene Ontology annotation, molecular function: protein binding. The record is from RefSeq and is a predicted model, not a curated record. The coding region runs from base 257 to 976 and encodes 239 amino acids. The transcript is spliced from 3 exons.